AGGCUUAAUCACAAUUCGAGCGACAAUUUUCCUAUCAAAACAUCAUCAGAGUUCUGGGUUUUCUGUUUGGUAAUAUUAAAGGUUUAUAAAACCUCGCGAUCAAAGUGAUAUCUCUUAGAAAAUCAAUGGUUUCCACCAUAACUCAAUGAUAAAAAUCACCUUGCCCUUCUACCGCUCAUUAAAAUCACCUGAACCCAGUAUCCACCGGUUGAUCACUACUUCUCCCUGGAAAAUGGUGAAGUACCUCAACCAGAAGGAAGCAAUUAAUGUGGACCAGGACCUCUUUACGUACUAUCGCUUCAGUGUGGACCAACUGAUGGAGCUGGCAGGUCAAGCCUGUGCGAUAGCCAUCACUAAAGCUUACCCACCAUCAAAACAAAAUCCUAACCCCAUCCUAGUGUGCUGUGGUCCUGGCAACAACGGAGGAGACGGUCUAGUCUGCGCUCGACAUCUAAAACUCUUGGGUUACGACCCUGAAGUCUACUACCCCAAAAAAACCCCUAACAAACUGUACGAAAGCCUCUUACACCAGUGCUCACAAAAUGAUGUUAAGAUCCAUGACAACAUGGGGGAUAUUAAAACGUCAGAGAACUACACUGUCCUAGUGGAUGCUCUAUUCGGAUUCAGUUUUAAAUCCCCGGUGAGAAAGGAGUUUGUACCCAUCAUCGAGUACCUGAGGACUACGAAAAGACCCAUCUGCAGUGUGGACAUACCGUCAGGUUGGGACGUGGAGGCUGGACCUCCCAAGGAUGGAGGGAUCAACCCUGAAAUGCUGAUUUCUCUAACUGCACCCAAAUUAUGUGCCAAGGAGUUCAAAGGGAAGUUUCAUUACCUUGGCGGGAGGUUUGUGCCGAAAAAGCUCGAGGAAGUUUAUGGAUUGGAGCUACCGGAGUAUCCGGGGACAGAAUUCGUCGUUUUAUUGUGAAUAUUCGACAAUGAAUGAGAAAUUUCAUAUGAACUAGAGUAAAUAAAGGAUUAAAUUUUUGGUAAAUCGCUA
This is a messenger RNA of Diachasmimorpha longicaudata, 997 nucleotides long. RefSeq names its product NAD(P)H-hydrate epimerase (gene Naxe). The record is from RefSeq and is a predicted model, not a curated record. Gene Ontology annotation, cellular component: mitochondrion. The transcript has a single exon. Gene Ontology annotation, molecular function: NAD(P)HX epimerase activity. The coding region runs from base 146 to 925 and encodes 259 amino acids. Lineage: Eukaryota; Metazoa; Arthropoda; Insecta; Hymenoptera; Braconidae.